AUGUCAUCAUCGUUAUCAUCUAUUUCGACGAUAGUCAAGUACUUAGAUAACGAUAAAAAGAAAGAAUUAGCCCUUAAUCUUUCUUUGGAGUUGAAAAAAAGUCCUGAAAACACAAAGGCUAUCUGUGGUCUCUUGGAGGAUAUAGAAGUUGAUCCAACUAGUGAGUUAUACCAAAACUUAUCAAAUUAUUCAAAUGCCGUCUUAUUCGAUGAUGAAUCAGUUGAUGGUUCACAGUUUUCAGAUGUGCUUGAGUUAAUCAAUGUCUUUCCUUUAUUACGUGAUGAUUUAUUAUCAAAAAUAGAACAACAUCUCACAUCUUAUAUCACCAAAUUCAAAUAUAACUUCCAACCAGAAAUCUUCAAUAUUAUUAAAUUACAAUUAACCAAAGCUUCAGAUGAGAACUUAUCAACCGAAUUCAUCUUGAAAUUAUUUCAAUUCUUGGAUUCAUUAUUUAUUCAUGUCAAUACAUCAUUACCUAAAUCCAUCGAUGCUAUAUUACUUACUUUUAUUGCCAAUAAUGAUGAUGACAUAUCUUCUAUUGUAUCAAAGUUGUUAAGAUGGAGAAUACAAGCCAUAUCAGAUUCAUUCAGAGGUAGUUCUACUAUCUGGGAUUUAAUCUUCAUGUUAAUCAAUACCGGAAUCAAAACUCAUAAGACACAUGCAUAUAUCUUUUGGUUAAGAUAUUUAAGUCAUGAAGAUUUACUUUCAAAUGAUGAGUUUAAGGCCAUUACAAAAACAUCCAAUUACUGGAAAGAUAUCCAAACUGCAUUAGUGAGUGAUUCUCAUGAACAUAGAAAGUACUGUUUAUCAAUUUUACAGCUCACUGUAAAAGCAGUUCAUCAUGAUAUUGAAAAUGAAUAUAUCACCUGGAAGAAUUCUCAACGUGAAAAACAUUUACACGAAUGGUCUCGAUUCGUUACUUUAUUUGAAAUCUUGGGUAUUGAUACCUCAUUACAUCAAGCUGAAGGUGGUGAAACCGAUAUCACUUCAUUAAUCUCAUCAAAUUCAUUAAUAAAUCCAUCAUGGGGAUUCUGUUUACUUUCAACUGGGUUCAAAGCUAGUAUGGAUUCAGUUAGAAAAUUCGCCCUUAAGUUACUUUUCUCUAUCCCUGAAUCAGAAUUAUAUUUAUUAAAGUAUGGUUUGGAAUAUUUAGAAGAUAUUUUCUUACCCUAUUCCAUGUUAGCUGCUCAUUUCAGUGUUAGAAGUAUAGAUCAAGUAGAAGAUUGUUAUUACGGAAAGAAAUUAGCUAGUUUCAUAUCAAAUAUCAUCAUCUCAUUAGAUGAUAAUGAUACCAGCACUGUGGUAUACGCCUUAUUUAAAGCAUUAGGUCAUCUCAAAGAUGCUUUUGAUCCAUCAAGAAUCUACGUUACCUUGGGGAUUUAUAGAGGAUUAACUGGUAAGAAAGCUUUAAAAUUUGGAAAGCAUGAUGAAUCACUUGUGAAAUUAUUUGAAACUAAUGCUGAAGGUGAAUUAUUUGAAACCACCAUACAAACUCUUAAUUUAAGAAUAUUACUUCAUUUUGAUAUCUCCAAUUCGAUUUCCACAUUUUUUGACUGUCUUCAAAAAUUCAUCAAAUUUAAUGGUUAUGCCGUAUAUCAAGACAAUAUUAGUUUGUUCCAAGAAUACUUCGCUGAUAAGAAACAAUCAUUAGAAGAAUAUCUCAAGUCGAGCCACGACGAUGAAAUUAAUAUUUUAAUUUUAUCAAUUUUACAAAAUGAAGCAUUAAUAAAUGACAAUGCAUCAGAUUUAUUAUUAGCUAAAGUAUCUGAAUCAGGUUUAAAGGUUGAUUUUGACAUUAAUAAACUCUUCUCCAAAGUUACCGCUAGUGAUGAUUUAAAAUUCGUUCAAUCAUUAUCCAACUCAAAGACAUUCAUUGCUGCUGAUGAUUCAACGCUUGUAAAUUUAUGGAAUACCAUCAAAACAGGAUUCUUAUCAGACGAUUAUCAUGUUUUAGAACUCACAUAUUAUAAAUACAAAGUAUUCAAUGGUCAAUUCAAGGUUUCAGAUUAUGAAAUCUCAUUACAAGAUUUGAUUGAAUUCAAUAACAAUUUACUUAUCAAUUCUAAAGAAAUUCCAAAGAUCAUAAAAAGCUUUUAUAAGCUUAAAGAUGAAAUUUAUGGAGAAUAUUAUGCAUCAUUGAAUAUUGCCAUGAAAAAAUCAUCAUCAUCUCUGACUGUUGAUGCCGAUCAAUUGUUAGAUUUAUUGGAUUCGACAUCUUCAAGUUUCCAUGCAAACUUAUCUACCGUACAAUUACUUCAAAAUUACAUCAUAAAUGAUACAUUAUCGAUUCCACAUGCUACCAUCGAAAGAAUUGUUCAUAUCUUAUGUGAUAUAUGGAGAAGUUUAGAUGCUACAAGAUUACAAUUGAAUCAAAAGGAUUUACAACUUUUAUUAAUUGAAACCAUCUUCAGUCCUAUUAUAUUACAUCAAUCCAUCAGUAAUGAAGAUAUUUCUGAUGAACUUUGUGAAUUUGCUAUGUCAGUUAUCAAAAACUCUCAAGGUAGAAAGAGUUUAUUACCAAAGUUAACUAAAUGUAUAUCUAACUACCAAACCUUGCAUACAUCCAACUUUGAGAAACUCGAGUGGAUCGCUCAUGUUUUAAUUGAAGCAUUCAUCGUAUAUCAAUUAACCAACAGUAGUUUCAGAUUAGAACUUGUGAUCGGGAAAUUAUUUGAUCAAGAUAUCUCGUUGCAUAAAGAUUCUCAAAUCUAUGGUAAAGUCUAUGGACCAGAAGAAAUAAGCGCUAAGAUUAAUUUAAUGGCAAUUUUCAACUCCAUCAAAUCAGAAACUUUCGCCCUUGGUGUAUUUAAAUAUAUUUACGAUAAUCAAAGUGAUUAUUAUUUAUUCCAAGUGUAUAAGAGUACAGAUGGAUUCGAAGAAUGGAGACGUAUCCAAUUAUUCACCAUUGUUUUAUCUAUCAUCGAUAAGUUUGAUUUCAGUCCUUAUUUAUCCCGAUUCAUUGAAUUAAUUGCUACUGAUCCUAGUCCUUUAGCUAGAGCUUAUAUUGAAUGGAUCAUUUCUUAUCAAUUAUUAAAUAAUGAAAGCAAGAGAGAUGAAGUCAUGGAAUCUUUGGCUUCGGGUACUUUAAAACCAGCUGUCAUUAACUCCUAUUCCAGAAUCUUAUUCCUUCUGAUUCAACAAGUUUCAGAUAAGGUAAUCAAAUCAAAAUUGAUUUCUAAAUUGAUAACACUUCUUAUAACUAGUGCUACUUCAAAUAAAGUCAUCAUCAGACACUUUUCCUUAUCAUUACUUAUCUCAGUAUAUGCCGAAAUCCAUACUGAAGAAUUGAAAGUUGAAGAAGGAUUAUUAGACACCAUCGACAAGUUAUAUGCUGCUGCGUCUCAAUCUGAAUCAUUCGGUCAAUAUAGAAGUGGUGAUGCUUUAUUGUGGAAUAUUAAAAAGGAUUUGAAUCUUGUCAGUAUGUCAGGAGGUAUAUUAUUAAGAAUAUCAGAUAGAGAUACUAUUGAUUUCAUUUCUUAUCAAGAUUAUGAAAAAUAUUUAAGUGAUGAUCAAAAGACAAUUUUAGAUCGUGAUAUUGGAAAUAAUUUCGAAAACUUAUGGGUUAGAGAAAGAAAUGCUAAACAAAGAGGAUUAGGAAAAGCAGAUGCCUCAACCCAGUCACCAUUACAGACUAAAAGUGGACAAUGGGGUGCUCUUAUGGAUGUUGAUGAAGAAACCAUUAGAGGUAAAGAAGUUGUCCGUAGUGAUCUUAUAGUUGUAUCAUCCUUAGUUGAUAAACCACCUAAUUUAGGAGGUAUUUGUCGUUUAAGUGAUGUAUUGGGUGCAGGCUUAUUAACUUUAAAUGAUAUCCAUGUUAAGAACCAUCCUCAAUUUAAGACUGUGGCAGUUACAGCUGAUCAUUGGAUGCCAAUGGAAGAAGUUAAAGAAAAAGAUAUUAGAGAUUUCUUACAAUUAAAAAAGAAAGAAGGAUAUACGUUAAUUGGUUUAGAACAAACAGAUAAAUCUAUUGAAUUAAAUAGUGAUUUAAAAUUCCCUGCUAAAUCAUUAAUAUUGUUAGGUAAGGAAAAGGAAGGUAUUCCUGGUGAAUUAUUAGCUGAACUUGAUUUCUGUGUGGAGAUAAAACAAGUUGGUGUCAUUAGAUCGAUGAAUAUUCAAACUGCUGCUGCUAUUAUAGUACAUGCUUAUUCUGUCCAACAUAAUUAA
This is a messenger RNA of Scheffersomyces coipomensis, 4164 nucleotides long. RefSeq names its product tRNA (guanosine(18)-2'-O)-methyltransferase. The coding region runs from base 1 to 4164 and encodes 1387 amino acids. Gene Ontology annotation, biological process: tRNA methylation. Gene Ontology annotation, molecular function: RNA binding; tRNA (guanine) methyltransferase activity. The transcript has a single exon. Lineage: Eukaryota; Fungi; Ascomycota; Pichiomycetes; Serinales; Debaryomycetaceae. The record is from RefSeq and is a predicted model, not a curated record.